Molecule: messenger RNA, 1485 nt
Organism: Cololabis saira (Pacific saury)
Lineage: Eukaryota; Metazoa; Chordata; Actinopteri; Beloniformes; Belonidae
Product: G-protein coupled receptor 20-like
Exons: 5
Coding region: 85-1260 (391 amino acids)
Biological process (GO): phospholipase C-activating G protein-coupled receptor signaling pathway; positive regulation of Rho protein signal transduction
Cellular component (GO): membrane
Molecular function (GO): G protein-coupled receptor activity
Source: RefSeq, a predicted model, not a curated record
UCUGCUGUUCAAGGACUUUAAUCACUCUGUUUCAAUCUUCACAAGCGACCAAGAAACCCAUCUUUCAUUCACUGUUUCCAUGCAAUGGAGAACCUUCUCAAUAACAGCUCCCCCUUCGUCACCGAGCCGUCCCAGACCGUUCCCUCCUCGUACGAGCUGAACUGCAGCGUCUGGGACCAGCAGUGGGGAGCUCUGUACCUGCAGAGAUCAGCCCACCUGGACCUGCAGCUCUACCAGGCUUACUACGCCCUCUGGGUCGCCCUCAUGGUGUGUAACUCUCUGAUGCUGGUGGUUGGUGUGGUCCUCAACGGUCUGGCUCUCUACAUCUUCUGUGGGGCGUCCAGUCGCUCUUCAGCCCCGGUAGUGUACACCAUAAACCUGGCCAUCGCUGACCUGCUGGUGGCGCUGUCGCUCCCCGCCCGCAUCGCCCUGUACCACAGCGGGGGCAGCUGCGUGGCCUGCUCCUACGUCCACACAUUCAGCUACUUUGUCAACAUGUACUGCAGUAUCCUGUUCCUGACCAGUAUCUCUGUAGAUCGGUACCUGGCUGUCGUCCACGUGUCCGGGACUCUGCACCGCUGGAGGACGGCAGGAGCAGCCCGGUGUGUCAGUGCGACUGUCUGGUUCACUGCAAUCGUGGUCACCUACUCCUUCCAGACCACAGCACUGAACGCUGGCUCCUCCUGCGUGGUCCUCCCUGCCCACUUCUACCUGACGGUGCUGGAGUUCCUGCUGCCCAUGCUGGCCGUCGUGGGCUUCACUCUCCGUCUCACCUGCUUCCUCUCCUCCGGCCACAGCCUGAGGCCGCAGCACAGCCGAGCCAGGAAGACCCGCGCCAUCAGGCUGCUGGCCACCGUGCUGGUGGUCUUCACCGUCUGCUUCACGCCCUUCCACCUGCGGCAGGCGCUGGCUUACUUCCAGGUCAGGGCCGCAGGAGGGGAGGGGGCCGGGCAGGGGGCCGGGCAGGGGGCCGGGCACGUCCUGGCCUACCACAUCACCAUGAGCCUGAGCAGCCUGAACAGCUGCCUGGACCCCGUCGUCUACUGCUUCGUCACGGACAGCUUCAAGAGGAUGUGGAGGACGAGGAUGAGGGGAGGCAUGGAGAGGGAUGAGGAGGUGGGGAAUUCAAGUGGAAGAGAAGAGGACAGGAAUUCGGUGAAGAAAUGCUCGGGCACGGCCCUGGCUAUAGCCCAGAGUGUGGCCACGCUCACCCUCACCAGCACUCCUCUCUCCGUCGCCUCCACAGACCCGUCGGCCUAGACACGAGCCUCCCCUGGGAGAAAGACAGAGCCAAAAGAGCGAUGGUAAAUGACACAAGAUAAGCAGGUGAGACAUGGAACAUUUUCCUUCAAAAUGAACAAGAAAACCACUUCACCAGCUGUCCCAUCUUCAUCAUUUACAUAUCCUCAUCCUCUCCACCCUCACCUCCUCAGUGAGUCUCAUGAGAGCCAACACUGGGCUACAAAAGGGAACUUUUGGUGCAAA